This is a messenger RNA of Clonostachys solani, 963 nucleotides long. NCBI's taxonomy places the organism in Eukaryota, Fungi, Ascomycota, Sordariomycetes, Hypocreales, Bionectriaceae. The record is from the annotation of a GenBank genome assembly.
AUGGCACCUACAAUUGUUAUCGUUGGCGCUGGCGUCUCGGGCCUCACUUCAGCCUUGCUGCUCUCGAAGAGUAUCAAGGGGUGUGACCUGACUAUCGUGGCCAAGCAUAUGCCGGGUGACUACGAUAUUGAGUAUGCGUCGCCAUGGGCAGGUGCCAACUUUGAGCCACGAAACAAGGACAUGGAGGUUGAGGGGCAACUGGGUCUCUUCGACCUUGAGCCCUGGUUCAAGGACCUGUUCGACGACUACCGGGAACUCAACAAGGACGAGCUCCUCCCCGGCACCGACUCGGGAUGCGGGUUCACCAGCGUCUGCAUCAACACGGCCAUCUACCUCCCAUGGCUCCUCGGGCAGUGCCGCAAGGCCGGCGUCGUCUUCAAGCGCGGGGUCCUCAAGAACAUCAAGGAGGCCAAGACCCUGAGCCACACGGGACGCCCGGCGGACAUCAUCAUCAACACGACGGGCCUUGGCGCGCGCAAGCUCGGCGGCGUCGAGGACACGGCACUGGCCCCGAUCAGGGCCCAGAUUGUCCUCGUGCGCAACGAGCUGCCGACUAUGCUGUCAGUCUCCGGGACGGAGGAUGAGCCUGCCGAUUUGAUCUACACCAUGCAGAGGGCCGCGGGCGGGGGCACGAUCCUCGGUGGGACCUACGACAUGAACAACUGGGAGUCUGCGCCCGAUCCCAACAUUGCCCUCCGGAUCAUGAAGCGGGUUGUCGAGGCGCGGCCUGACAUUGCCAACGGGAAGGGCGUCGCGGGUCUGGACGUCAUCCGGCAUGGGGUUGGGCUGCGGCCAUACCGCCACGGGGGUGUCAGGAUUGAGGAUGAGAAGCUGGACGAGAGCACGUGGAUUGUUCACAACUACGGGCAUGCUGGAUGGGGAUAUCAGGGGUCCUACGGGUGUGCAGAGCGGGUGGUAGAGCUGGUGGACAAGAUCCGUGCUCAAGCGAAGAGCAAGCUGUGA